GGCGCUGGUACACCCCGAGCCCUGUUGACGGAACGUUCUUCUGUCACGGAAGCGGAAGUGGCGACGAUCCCGGUCUGGUGAUUAGAAGGAUCAUAGAGAGGCGGAAGAUUGUCAGCCAUGGUGUGCAUCCCCUGCAUCGUCAUUCCAGUUCUCCUGUGGGUCUACAAGAAGUUCUUGGAACCCAUCAUCUACCCCUUCAUAGCGCCCUUCAUCAACAGGAUUUGGCCAAAGAAAGCCGUUCCAAGCAUCCCGUCCUCGGAGAACACGGGCAAAGUAGAAUGCAAUGGCAGCAGUAAGCCCACCAGUAAUGGAAGCGUUAAUGGAAGCGUCAGUCAAGAACAUGAAGAAUCGUCCAAUAAAAAGACAGACUGAACAAUCCCCGACGAAUGGAAAAACAACCUGAUCCAAGACCUAAAUCUCCUAAGCUGAAAAUAGGACCGGUCUCUUUCCAGAUAAUAAGGACUUUCUAUUUAUUGACCAUGUAAAUGUAACACAUUAUUGUAUAUAUUACAUUCCAGAGUUUUAGAAAUUGUCAAAAUAUGACUGAUUUAUCAAUAAUAAAAUAUAAUGACUUGUAAACAAA
Rana temporaria (common frog) is the source of this 583-nucleotide messenger RNA. RefSeq names its product chromosome 1 C18orf32 homolog (gene C1H18orf32). NCBI's taxonomy places the organism in Eukaryota, Metazoa, Chordata, Amphibia, Anura, Ranidae. Gene Ontology annotation, biological process: positive regulation of canonical NF-kappaB signal transduction. The transcript has 3 exons. Bases 118 to 372 code for a protein of 84 amino acids. The record is from RefSeq and is a predicted model, not a curated record.